GUAACAAGGAGUCCGCCAUUUUUUAGUCAGCAUGCGACUUGUGCUCAAUUAAACUUUCGUUGUUAUUAAGCUUCGUGCGAAAGAUUGACACUGUUAUAUAAUGUCAUUGUCGAUGACAUGCAAAACCGAAACGCCUGAAAAGGGCUUUGAUUACUGAAAUAUUGAAGAAUGGAUGGUGGAGUAGCAACAGAAGCUCCAAGGUAUGGUGGACAGCGGAUGGGGCGAGGGUAUGGCAGGGGAGGAUUCGGUCGUGGAGGAGGCCAACAGGGGGGAGACUCUGGAGGAGCUAUGGGACAGGCCGUCAUGUUCGACGGAAAACGCAUGCGAAAGGCAGUCCAUAGAAAAACGAUAGAUUAUAACUCGGCAGUGAUCAACUAUCUACAGGAUAGGAUAUGGCAGCGAGAUCACCGGGAUAGACGAGCCCUUCAGCCAGAGUCCUUGUAUCAGAUUGAGCUUACACCUCCCCUGCAUAUGAAGGACAACCCCAUGAACUGUGUAACCACCAAAUUCAUCCGUACCUCCACAAAUAAGUUCAGAUGUCCAAUCUUUUGCUUAGCGUGGACACCAGAAGGGAGGCGUUUAGUGACCGGAGCAUCUAGUGGAGAGUUCACGCUGUGGAACGGUCUGACCUUUAACUUUGAAACUAUUCUGCAGGCCCAUGACACAUCGGUAAGAGCGAUGCAAUGGAGCCACAAUGACCAAUGGAUGGUGACGGCAGACCAUUCAGGCUUCAUCAAGUACUGGCAGACCAACAUGAAUAAUGUGAAGAUGUACCAGGGUCACAAGGAACCCGUGCGCGGGAUAAGUUUUUGUCCAACGGAUAAUAAAUUUGCGACUUGCUCAGACGAUGGAACAGUCCGAAUAUGGGAUUUUAUGAAAUGUCAUGAAGAAAAAAUUUUGAGAGGUCACGGAGCAGAUGUCAAGUGUGUGGACUGGCACCCCCAGAAGUGCCUUAUUGCCUCGGGCAGCAAGGACAACCAGCAGCCACUCAAACUAUGGGACCCCAAGUCUGGCACCAGCCUGGCCACAAUUCAUGCCCAUAAAGGCACCGUGAUGAACCUGAAGUGGAACCAGAACGGUAACUGGCUGUUGACAGCCUCCAGAGACCACCUCAUGAAACUAUUUGACAUUCGGAACAUGAAAGAGGAGUUUCAGACCUUUAAAGGACACAAAAAGGAGGCUACAGCGGUAGCCUGGCACCCGGUUCACGAAGGGCUGUUUGUGAGCGGGGGAUCUGACGGGGCUGUCAUGUUCUGGAUGGUCGGGACUGACAGAGAGGUCGGAGGGAUGGAGGAAGCCCAUGAGGGCAUGGUGUGGAGUCUGGCCUGGCAUCCUCUGGGCCACAUCCUUGUGUCCGGCUCCAACGAUCACACUACGAAGUUUUGGACGCGAAAUCGGCCUGGUGACCGAAUGAGAGAUAAAUACAACCUGAAUACUUUACCAGGAGGAUCUGAACACGAGAUGCCUGAAUUCGAGCUGGACAAUUCAGGGAUGAGCAACAUUCCAGGGAUGGGGAUAACUCCGGCUGAAAAACUGAUGAACGAUCAGAUAAGAAACAAUCAAGACAAUGAAGUUGGUGCGGAUGAACUGCCUACCAUUCCUGGCCUCGACUGGUCAGCAGACGAACAGUUCUUCAGGGAACAGCAGCUUCUUAAAGAGAUACCCAAGAAAAAAAUUCCUUAUGCUCGCCCCAUUCCCUGGGAAUUCGAGCAGGCGUGGAUGGUGAAGCACACAGGCCUCCUCGUGCCUGACGGAGAGGGAGAGGAAAUGACAGGUGGUGGAGGAAGUGGAGGGUCAGGAAGUAGGGAAAAACGCAGGGAAAGACGCAGGAUGAAACAGGCCAAUGAAAGAGCAAAUGAGAACCAACAGGGGCCGGAUGAAGGCCCACCAAACAACAGUAAUCCUCAGUCACUCAUGCAGCAAGGUCCGAUGGGUCAGCCAAACCAGAUGAUGGGUCCAGGGAACCAGAACAAUGCUCCAAACAUGAUGGGUCCUGGACAGGGCAAUAUGCAGGGUAGAGGGCUACUGGGCAACCAGCCAGCAGGAUGGGGUCAACAGGGCCCUGGAGGUCAAGGCAUGAGGCAGCAGGGACCAGGACAACAGAAUCAGAACAUGCCACAGGGAGGUGGACGAUCUCAGGGUUUGAUGGGACCCCCCAGGAUGCAAGGUCAAAAUCAAGGUGGUCAAGGAUUCCAGCAAAAGGAUCAGGAUUUACGAGGAGGACAGUGGAAUCAAGGUCAAAGUGGAAACCAGGGUAACUUUGGUAACAAAGACAUGGGUAAUAACAACCAGUUUCAAGGUGACCAAGAUUUCCGCAGUGAUCAGGACUUCAGGGGAGAUCAGGAUUUCCGCCAACAGCAACAGCGGAAUGAUAAUAACAACCAAAACUUUAAUGAUGGCCAGGCAUUUAACCGCAGAGGAAGUGGUAUUCAGCGGGGUGGUGGUAAACAACGAGGUUCCUCUGGUAACCAGUGGGAAAACCAGAGAGGUGGUAAUGACCGGAACACUAAUUUUGGUGGUGAUCAUGGUAACUUCAGUAACCAUGGUAAUGACAAUUUCAUGGACCAAGAUGAUAGAUUUGAGGGUCAAGGCGGAGGUGGUGCUAAUCAGAACCGUGGUAGGGGAAGGGGGCAAGAUGACCGGCGACAUGGUCGUAGAAGUGAAGGGGGGCACAACUUUGGGGGUUCGCAGGAGAACUUUGGUAACAAGAGACAAUGGGAGGAGGGACCGGGUGAUUUUCGACAGGGAAACCAGGUUCCUUCUGACAUGGAUGGUGACCAGUCAGGAGGAUGGGGUCAAAGAGGACGUAAUUUCUCAAGUCCAGGUCGGGGAGGUAACCGAGGUCGGGGAGGGAGAGGAGGUGACAGAGGUAGGGGUGGUGACAGAGGGAGGGGUGGUGACAGAGGAGGAAAUAGGGGAGGUAAUAGGGGUGGAGACUGGAGUGGGGGGCGGGGGUUUGGAGGAGGUGGAGGGGGCAGGUAACCACAGAUGUCUUUUUUGUGUUCAUUUGUCAAAUCAUCAGUAUUUUGGAAAUCAUUUUCAAUUUAAAGAAAAAAUGUCCCUUAGUGUAUAACUCAUAGAUAAAGCAGCAGAAUUUCAUUGUUUUAUUUUUUAAAUUUCAUUCAAUAUAUAUGUAUUUGUAAAUACAAUUGAUUUGAAAUACUUAAGUUGGUAAGAUUUGAUACUGGUAUAUAUUUCCUGCGUGCUUUAAAACAUGACAAUACAAUUAUUGUCUGGUAUCUUGAUUCUUCUUGCAGACUUAAAAUAUACAUGUAGAUUGUGAGGUAUAUAUUGUAUCACAGGAUUCAUCUUAGAAUUUUAUUUCUGGCGUAAAAUUAUCUGUCUGUACAAAAUAUAUUUGAUAAGGUUGAUUUAUUCACCAAUGAUUUUCCACAACACCUAGUUUUAUGGUAGAGUCAGAAUUUCUUCAUAGUUUGUAGAGCUUCUAUCGUCUACAUGAAACUAUUGGGUAACCUUAGAAUUUACUUUUCGCUGUAGCUUAACUUGGUUAUUCUGGAAAAUUCAGAGAACAAUAUUUCCGCAGAUGUGACAUUAGUCAGGCACCUACUCACUGUGACCCCUGACCUUACCUUGCCCUUGACCUUUCCCUUCUGUUACCAAUGAUCUUUACCUGUUGUACUUACUGACCUUUACUUGAGAGAACCUCUGCCAAUAACUAUACACAGACUUCACAAUAAUUGUGAAUGUAGGAUACUUCAUAUUUUUAUUUUUUUAAUGAAUGCUUCAAAUUAAUUAUGCUUCAUAUCAUUUUGAUAAUUCAUAGACAGAUUUGGUUGUUCAAGUUUUCUGUCCUUCAUACCUGAUAGCUACCAAUCAUUUGUAGUCCUGCCGUCCAUUUCUUAUAAUUAUCAGUCACCAUAGAUACUGCUUUGGCGACUGAGUGGCAAAAUUACUUUUAGUUUUAGUGGUUUAUGGGUUAAUAUGAAAAAAAAACAAUCAUUGUCAUUGGUUUCAUAUCCCCCCCCCCCUGCAAUUCCCAAUAUAGGCAUCAUCAGAAGAACAGAAGAAUUGUAUUCAAAAGGCUAUGAACUUCUGCCUAGCAUGAUACAUGUACUAGACUGUUGUAAGGGGUAUUUCAAAUUUUGCAAAUAUGAGGGAAAACUUAAGAUCGCUAUCUUAUAAUAUGUAGUAAGAUAAUGUACAUAGCAAACAUCAUUGUUUUUGCAAUUCUUGCAUUGCAUUCAUACCAUCAUGAACACUGAAAAAUGCAAUUUAACACUAUUAUCAGUAUUCUACUAUUUGGGAAUGAUUGAACCUAAUUAAUUUCUGUAUCCUCAACCAUGUCAGGUUGGAUAGAGGGAAAGCCAAGUCAGUGGUAUGUUGAUGAACCAGACACCACUGUAGCUGUGGGAACUGAAGCUUAUUAUCUGAUCAAUUUAUUAUUUUGACAUUUAAUGGCAUCAGCCAAAAAACUCAUUCACCCCAGAAGACACAUUUGAACCUUACCAAAUCAAAGCCUGGGCAAGUUCAGUUUAGAGGUAUCCAGCCUAUCAUAAACUUUUAAUUCAGCAACCUGGAAUGAGGUCUUUAAUUUCCACUUACCGUGGUAUCUACCACAUAUAUGUGUUAGUAUUACACGUUCACUCACUUACAUGUAUAUUUCAAGCAUGUUUGUUUGUGCGACUUUCUUGUUCUACGAACAGCUAUGGUCAUUUAAAGUGGUACUAGGUUUUGUUGGUGGAGUACCCAGAGAAAAAACAUGCCCUGUGGCUAGUACCUGGCGACUGCAGUGGUGGAGGGCAGGGCUAGUGAUCGUAAUCAGUCAGGCACCGUAAACAAAUUGACAACUACGGCCCCUUUCAGAACAGCUACUGUGACUUCGAUUCAUCGAGAUACUCUGUCAUGUUCAAUUUAUUAAUCAAAGUGACAAAGACUAUUCUACAUUUAAUUUUGAAGGAGCACACCCAUGCUGCAGUACAGAUCUAAUAUUACAUUUACAUAAAACGAUUUGUUAUAUGUCAUAAUAUGUGGUGAAACAUCAAAGAUAAAGAGUUCUAUUUAACGACUUAAUCCCUAGUCAAUGAAUCACAAGUUUGUAAUAGGCUGGAUCAAAUAUACAGAGUAUAAAUCAAAGAGACCUAAAAUGCCUGCUGUUACAACUGGGAAACAAUGUAUAUUUUACAAAAAUAUUUACUCAAAAAACAAACAUGGGCAUUGAAUAGAGCUUUGUUGUAGUCAGUAUGUCAUUAGACUAGUGUAAUGGAAGGAAAAAGGAAUUACAAUGGAAUAACAAAAACGUUGUAUUCUUUUUUAUUAUUUACAAUAUUUCAUCUGAAAGUUGGAAUUCAUAUCGUAAAGGUAGAUCAAUCCUUAAUGUUAUUUUCGUUAUGGGUGUGUUGUUAUUUAUUUCAAGACUUUAAGGUUGCAUCUGAUUUUUUUCAUUCAUUCAUUUUUUAAACAUUUAACAUUUUUUUUCAAAGAUGUGAUUAAAUGUAGGCAGUGAAAGAGAUUUUCUGAAAAACAGCCAAGUUAUCCCCCAUUGCAGCAAUACAGGAAAAAAGCGUUAUCCCUGUUGCUGCCUACCCCAGUGAUCUUGUUUUCUUUCAGUACACUAUAUCUAACAAUCAUUCUGUAUAUUAAGUUGUAAGGCUUAAAGUAAAUAAAGAAUUUUAACUUGUAUAUAAUUGGAUAUUGGUUGUCCUGAACUUAAAAGGUACCAAGGGGCCUGUUCGUUUAUGUGGAACAACUGGUUUGUCUGUUUUUAAAUGUAACAUUUUUGGCUAUAAAUCCUGGCGGACAUGCAAACGUUCAUGCAGGCCUUGUAAGGCUUUGUCAAGACUGGCCCGAAAGCAGCAUCAGAUUACUAGGUCCGACCUUAUUUCAUAGACGAACAACUCAAUAAAUUAAAGCUGUCAGGAAUUUUGUUUAUUUUUUCUGCAGUCAUUUUCUGUCCCACUCUCAGGUGAACAUUGUUGUACCUUAAUAACAAAGAUCAAUGAGAGUGAUUUUAAUUUACCUGGUAGAUUAACUGAUAUCUAGUCGUCUUGCAAACAUUUCACACUAUUUUCAUCAUCAUGUCGACUUUUUCAGUUUUUUCAUGCCUCAUGUAUUUGCCAUUAUUACUAACAUGAUUUCAUUGUACAGAAUAUAAUGCAAUAUUCAUUUUUGUAUGAUAAGAGAUUGUAUAGAUAUUUUUUUGUUGUAUAAUAUAAGCAUUGCAUCAUCAGUGCUAAGACCUAUCCAAGGUAUUUCCUUGUGAAUAUCUCAUUUUUAUAACAAAAAUAUUUUCACUAGGAUUAAAUUUGUCCUAGUUUCAAUGGCUCUGUAAAUGGAUUUUAAAAUUAAACAUUUGUAAAAAUAAUAUACAAUGUACAUACGUACAUGUAAGUGUAAAGUUAUGGUGUGUGAAAGUGACUGUCCUUUGUCAGGUGAUCUGUCAUCUGAUGGGGAUUUAUUUGGAAUGUCUGGUUUGUUUAUUUAACUCAUUCACCCAUGAAGACACAUUUGAACUCUUCCAAUGCAGAGGUUGGAAUAGUUCAUUAUGAAAGUUCAGGGGUGAAUGAGUUCCUAUAAUUGUAACAUUUUCAGGGAUACCACUUAAUAGACCUGUAAAUGUUAAUGCAUGCCGUAAAUUAUUGUGUUAAAAAUCUUUGUCAAGGCAUACCAGAAAACAACAUCAGACUGCUAGGUAUGUCUCAUUAUUGAUCAAUGAAGAAGUCAGACAGAACUGGUAUAUCCUUUUGUAAUGGAUAAAGAAAGCAAGCCUGGCCUUAAGAUCAUGAAAGUCUUGGAAUAAUGUACAUAUUUGAUUUGUCAAUAUUACAUCAAGUAAAAUCCAACAUGAUAUUGUUCACUAUAAAAGGAAACAUUAUUUUAAGUCAAAAUUCUUUCAUGAUCUUUGGAAGUAAGUUGGUCUGGGACAAACUUGUUUCUUACCAUGUAUCAAGUGUACUGUUAUUGUAAAUAUCACCUGUGGCAGCAUUGUGCUGUUGCUCCAUGUGUAUGACCUAAUAUUUUGUCAUGUAUGCAUAAGAAAAUGAUUUUGUUAAAAUAUGUUUGUCAUGUAUGUAUUUCAAUUAAAACUCUGCAGUAAAUAUGGCAAAGACUUUGCAUCAAAUUGCUCAUCUGGAGGAGAAGGAGGAGGAAGGGAUAGAUGGACCAGGAUUAAUAGAAUCUUCCCCUACCAUGAGGGUGUGACAGAGAAAUCUAUUACCCCAGGGAUGAUAUUCUUGAUGUCUUACCAGAGGCUUUGACGAGGGUAGGACAUUCAAUAGUAUCAUCCUAAGGGUUGGAGAUUUCUCUGUCACACCCUCAAGGUAGGAGAUGAUUGUUUUUCUACCAUCCUGUUAUAAUCACAAAUCCGUCGACAAGCGUUGAUUGCAUGAAAUAUAAGCGUUGAUUGCAUGUUUUUAGCUCACCUGCCCGAAGGGCAAGUGAGCUUAUGUUAUGGUGUGGCGUCC
Mizuhopecten yessoensis (Yesso scallop) is the source of this 7421-nucleotide messenger RNA. RefSeq names its product pre-mRNA 3' end processing protein WDR33-like. The record is from RefSeq and is a predicted model, not a curated record. Lineage: Eukaryota; Metazoa; Mollusca; Bivalvia; Pectinida; Pectinidae. Gene Ontology annotation, cellular component: mRNA cleavage and polyadenylation specificity factor complex. The transcript has 17 exons. Bases 169 to 2982 code for a protein of 937 amino acids. Gene Ontology annotation, molecular function: protein binding.